GCACAUUGAUUGGAUAUAAAUAUUGACUUUUCUAGAAAUGUUGUGCUCAAAUUGAAGUAAAUGAUAUAACUAGAGUGAUACUUUUGCAGUACGGUAAAUGUACUUGAGGAUUGCGCCAGCCAUUUGCCGACGAUUUCAUCAUGUCGAAAGGAGCAUGCAUUGGCAAGGGUGUAUACACCAACGUCGACGCACUCCUGGAUGCGUUCCAUCAAGGAGCCGCUGAAGCCAAUCUCCAGCAGUACUUUGGAUGCUUUCAUCCCGACGGGCGAUUUCUCGGUACCGACGCCACGGAGAACUGGCACGUGAACGCGUUCUUCGACUGGAGUUUGCCCCAUUUCAAAGCUGGCGAAGGGUGGAUAUUCCGUCCCAUCAGGGGUUCUCGGAAGGUCACGUAUUACCCCAACGAAUCGACCCCGUCGUUUUGCGCGUUCGACGAGCUCGUGGAAAGCCAGCAAUUCGUGGCGACGUCGCGCGGGUCUGGCUCCCUUGUGUUCGACAGUGACAAGCGAACAUGGCUUGUAGCCCAGUACCACCUGUCGUUUCCCAUUCCGAACGACUUGGCCGUGCACAUCACGAAGAAGAUCUCGCUCUUUGAGUCGUCCACGAAGCAAGAGACUGCCGCCGCCGAAGCAGCUCGUCAGUUGAUGGACGAAUGGGAUUUGGAGGACAAGAAGGCAGCCCCCGCCCCAGGCAGAAAGAAGAAAGGCGGCGGCAAGUCGAAGAAAUAACUACGUGGUGUUGACUUUGUUAUAUGAACAUCGCUGAAGCGAUUCAACCAACGAACGAGAAUGAUACAUAGUUAGUUCCUCAUAGAACUGCACGUACUAACAGUUA
Messenger RNA from Aphanomyces astaci, 834 nucleotides. RefSeq lists its product as hypothetical. The record is from RefSeq and is a predicted model, not a curated record. The transcript has a single exon. The coding region runs from base 141 to 728 and encodes 195 amino acids. NCBI's taxonomy places the organism in Eukaryota, Oomycota, Saprolegniomycetes, Saprolegniales, Verrucalvaceae.